AUGGCAGCGCCGGCGAGCGACAGCGGCGGCAGCGAACAGAGCCCGAGCAGCAGCCCCGGGAGCCGGACGGGAGUCCGGGACGGCGGGGACGCGGGAGCCCGGGACGCAGCGGCGACGGCCCCCGGCCUCCCUCCGCUCGAGGACUACGAGUGCAAAAUCUGCUACAACUACUUCGACGCGGACCGGCGCGCGCCCAAGCUGCUGGCGUGCCUGCACACCUUCUGCCAGGAGUGCCUGAGCCAGCUGCAGCUCCGCGCCGCCGCCGCCGCCGCCGCCACCGCCGCGCCUGAGCGCCCGGCGCGCCCGCCGCCCUGGCUCGGCCCGCCGGGAGCCAUCGCGUGCCCCGUGUGCCGCCACCGCACGCCGCUACCCGACAGCCGCGUGCACGGCCUGCCCAACAACACCAAGCUCGCCGAGGCCUUCCCGCUGGCCGUGCGCGCCGCGCACGACCCGCUACCCCAGGACCGCCUCCCACCGCUGCCCGCGCGCAGCCCGGCGCCCGCCGCGACCCCGCCGUCCGCCCCGGCCCCGCUGCCGCCGCCGCCGCCCGCCGAGGACGCGGCCCCCGGGCCUCGCUCCCGCCCCGGCCUGCGCGCCCCGGGCGCCUACGAGAGCUGCCAGAACUGCAAGCGCGCCGCGCUCACCGCCGGCUGCGUGUGCGUCGUCUUCUCCUUCCUCUCCAUGGUGGUGCUGCUCUUCACCGGCCUCAUCUUCGUCAAUCACUACAGCGGCGGGGGAGGCGGGGGAUCCCCCGGAGGCGGGGCGCCCCCUGUCGCGGCCCCGUCUACCGGGUCGCCCUCGCCCGUGGGGCCCAUCUGCCUGUCGGUGGCCAGCAUCUUGGCUCUCUUUUCAGUCGUUGUCACCUGGGUCAUCUGCUGGCUCAAGUAUCGGCCCGAGGGUGCGGUCGCGGGCUCGGCGGGGGGCGGCGGGGGCGGCGGCCCGAGAGCGCGGGCGGCUGCGGCGGGCGGCGCGCGGAGGAGCGACACGUAG
This is a messenger RNA of Cynocephalus volans (Philippine flying lemur), 990 nucleotides long. RefSeq names its product RING finger protein 223 (gene RNF228). The record is from RefSeq and is a predicted model, not a curated record. Bases 1 to 990 code for a protein of 329 amino acids. Gene Ontology annotation, molecular function: ubiquitin protein ligase activity. Gene Ontology annotation, biological process: protein ubiquitination. The transcript has a single exon. Lineage: Eukaryota; Metazoa; Chordata; Mammalia; Dermoptera; Cynocephalidae.